Blepharisma stoltei is the source of this 915-nucleotide messenger RNA. The record is from the annotation of a GenBank genome assembly. Lineage: Eukaryota; Ciliophora; Heterotrichea; Heterotrichida; Blepharismidae.
AUGUCACUAUUUCAGAAAAUUUUAGAAAAGGUUUCUCAAAAGUGAGAAAAGACAACAUGAAAAAUGACUAUGGUUGUUGGCAGUGCCGUAACAAUAGCACUUAUUCUAAUAUUUGCCAGCCAUCGUAAAAAAGCAGCCCCAGCUUUACACUCCACACCACAAAAUUCCAAAAAAAUUGAAUCCCAUCAAAUCGAUCCUUUUACUCCAAGUUCCGAUCUUUCUGCAGAACUGAAUAAAAAACUCCUAACAAAGUCUGCUUUAUUAAAAAUUCUGCACCUUGUAAAUGAAAAGCUACGCCAAGAUUUCGUAAAAAUUAUAUAGAAACCUAUCAAAGAGCAAAAUCGUCACGAAAGACGAAAACUGAAAAAAAAUUCCCAAGAAAGCUAUCAAGAAUUUCUUAAAUCUUCUAUAUCUGAUGAACUGAAAUUUACGGAACAAGUUUUAGAUGGAGUUUUAGCGGAAUCUCAAAUUAAUAAAGAAAAGUUCAAUGAAGCUCUAAAGCUUUAUCAAGAAGAUGAUGAAAUCAUAGGAUGCAUAAAUAAUUCAGAAUUUGAAGCAAGCAGAGGUUUAUUGCCUAAAUUAGAAAUUUGUGUAGAAGUUUUUAUAUUGUUUAUAUAUAAGUAGCUCUAGCCCUCUUAAUAAUAGCACAUAAAUUCUCUUAUUUAUUUCAUUAUAUAUAGGCAAGCUAUUUUAUAUAAAAAAAAUAUAAAUUUUGAGCUUGAAUAUUGGAAUGAAAAAUCCUCAAAUAACACCACCACACAAGCGAAGCUAGAAAAUAAAUGUAUUCUAGAAGACGAAAUCCUAGAGAAAUGGGGAGCAGAGAUAGGAGAUGUGCAUUUAUUAGCUAAAAAUAGUAAAGAAAACAGAAAAAAACUUUUAGGGUUAUAUAAUAAAGUAAGAGAAAUUUGCCCAUAG